Messenger RNA from Periophthalmus magnuspinnatus, 2451 nucleotides. RefSeq names its product ArfGAP with FG repeats 2 (gene agfg2). The record is from RefSeq and is a predicted model, not a curated record. Lineage: Eukaryota; Metazoa; Chordata; Actinopteri; Gobiiformes; Gobiidae. Gene Ontology annotation, molecular function: GTPase activator activity. The transcript has 14 exons. The coding region runs from base 180 to 1646 and encodes 488 amino acids.
CAGUGUGUAGUAGUCUCUAGUCGGGAGAGAAGCUGCAGAAGCGUGUCUCCACAAUGCGGGCGUGAAGAAGUGCAGCUUGUAGUAAACGGGGAGAGGAGGGGAAACCGGGGCGGACAGGACAGCUGCGAGGGCUUCACGUACGCACGCACGCACGGACUUGCGGAGGGAAGCUGUCAAAAAUGUCGAACCGCAAGCACCGGGACAACCAAGAGAUUUGCUCACGUAAGGUCCGAGAGCUGGCUCAGUCUGGAGUAAACAAACACUGCUUCGAGUGCAGCCAGCCCGGGGUCACAUACACGGACGUCACGGUGGGCAGCUUCAUCUGCACGUCGUGCUCUGGAAUGCUGAGAGGCCUCAACCCUCCCCACAGAGUCAAGUCUAUCUCCAUGACAACCUUUUCGCAACAGGAAGUGGAAUUCCUCCAAAACCAUGGCAAUGAGGUUGGGAGGAGGACGUGGUUGUGUAUAUUUGACCCAAAGACAGACGCCUGCUCAGACAUGAAGGACUCGCAAAAGUUUAAGGAAUUUCUUCAAGACAAAUAUGAGAAGAAAAAAUGGCACUUUUCGAAAUGUAAAAAUCGCCGGGAUGUAGAGGGUCCUUGGAGUCCAGGGGUCCCUUCCAUGCCCCCCUCCCAUGGCCCUUUGGCUGGGCAAGGUCCGACCCACAAUGCCAGAGCGCCAAGACCACUGUCCCAGGCACAGCUGCCGUCAUGGGACCGGGGCCCCGCCAUCUCGCCAGCCGACAUGCGGACAGACGUGUUCACCGCCCGGCCACUGCGAUCCCAGAGCUUCAGAGAUCCCCCUCUUAAGGAUGCCUCUUUGUGUGGGAUUGAAAGACAGCGCCCUGGGUCUUUGUCGUCAGCGCUGGGAGGUCAAAGUCAUGCCCCAUCUUUUCCUGCCCUCCCUCGACCUUCAGCCAGUAGCUCCUUCAAAAACCACUUCACUUUAGGUCGUACAGUAUCAGUGUCAGGGAUCACUGGGCCCUUCAGAGCCUUCCCUAAGUCUCUGAGUGUGGACUUUGGAGGUCUGAGCCACACACAACCACAGCCCCUGCCUCAUUCCCUGUCCCAGCCUCAGCAGCAGCAGUCGGGCAGUGGGGGGCAGACCACACCCCCUCUCAGCACCGCCAAAAAUCAGGACAAGUAUGCCGCUGUCUCCCAACUGGACAGUGUCUUCUCUGACACACCAGCACCCACACAACCAGCUCCCCCUGCUGGUGGACCUCCACAAUACAGCAGCCUCUUUGGCAAUAGGCUCUCGUCCAGCUCGACUCCUGCCAGUUCUCCCGGGGUGGACACAGUCUCCGGCUCCCAAACCUUCGCAAAUUUCCCCAAUCCAUUCAGCUCCGGCUCCUCUUCCCAGCAGCCUGUCGCCCUCUCCCCCAGUAACCCCUUCAGCAGCGCCUCCGGAGGUGACUCCGGACCAUUUGUCACUUCACCCACAUCAGUGUUCCCUCCGCCUGUGUCCUUCCCAGCACCCACCUCACACAAUGCGUUUCAUGAGACAGACUGCAACCAGGAAGCCAAUGGUUUUGCCUCUUUCUCUGUAACUGACUCUCAACCCAAAGUUCCACGGUCCAUGUCGGUCAAUCCUUUUACAGGGAAUGUUUACCCAAGUCGAGGGACGUCAAAAAACCCUUUCAUCUGACCCUACACACCUCCUCCCCUCUCUGUCUCUAUCCCAUCGUUGGUCCCUGGAAACUGUUGAACCUGAAGAGUCGCUGCCAUUUCAAUGCCUCUGGAGUAUUUUUGAUCCUAAGCCCUGUCCGUGUUUACCUAUUUGUUUGUUGAGGAAAUAACAAAAGAUGUACUAAUGAAAUGUAGUGUGUGUGUGUGUGUGUGUGUGUGUGGGCGUGUGUACAGGAGAGUGAUGACCUGUAGUGUUUCAUGUCAAAGGUGUUGUGUGCCAGUAGAUGCCACCUCAGGGCUCAAAAUGACGCCUAUAACUUUUGAAGAAGAAUUUCCACACGUGUCACUGCUGCUGCUGCUUUCAUCUCCUGCUUAAAAAAGUGCAAAAACCCGCCAGCCCUCCCAGUAAUAUGUCUCCAAGAGGAAAGCCAGUUGGUAACUCACCAGUUGAAAUGUUUACGAUGUAAAGAGAGGAGUUUUGUAGCUUUAACAGCCUAAAGAUGCAUGAAGAAGAAGAUGGAGGUGGACCUUUAUGUCUACAUUUCGUUAUGCAUUGGUAAUUUGGUUUUAGUUCUGUUGAAGGACUGUAUUUUUACUCUCAGGCUGCAUGCGCUUAGAGGGCUAAAAGGAGAUGCUACUGAAUGUAAAAGCAAAUACUAAAUUAACCUAGAUGUGUAUUUCAUCUCCAGUCAUCCACCGGACCAAAUGUUUGUUCCUGUUUGUUUUGGUUUAACAUUGACACAGAUUGUUUUCCUUAAUUUGCCAAAAUGAGUCAUCGUAACAACGUCUUUGUAUCCAAUGUUCAUAAAAUCAGUUGCUUCUUA